GGAGAACACCAACAAUCCUUAGCCAAAAUGCUUGUCAAUCGAGCCCUGGGCCGGUGGAGGCAGCGUAUGCUUCGUGCCGAUAACACUAGCGCCAUCGUCAUCAGUAUAUGUCCCGGCCGAAAAUCUCGGAGCGGCUGUCUGCAAAACGAGGAGGAUCUGUGCUUCAACUUGGCUGAAGGACCCUCGUACAGCAGCCCUGAAACCUGGACGAUCGCCUCUUCGCAAUGCUCAACUCCGUCAUCCAAGGUCGUAGAUGAUGACUUGUGGCCCCGGUUGAGUUCCUCGGAAGGCCUGCCUUUAUUCUCCUGCAGCAGUGCCGUUGUGUCCGGCAGAUUUCCGGAACAAGUUGAGGAGCUGACGAAGGACCAUGACGGUUUGGGAGCCGCUUCCUCGAGAGAGGCGGUGUCGUCGGACGAGAAGGGCGGCAAGGCACUCGGGCUGCGGGCGCACGACUCGUUCGGUCGAAACCCACCGGGGACUUUGUCUCCUUCCAACGCCAGGAGUGCGGGUCCGGACCCCAAAUCCUUGAAGGCCUCCCCGAGCGAUGCGUCCAAAGUCCAGGAAGAAGAGAGGACUCCAUCGUUGGCCAAUUUCAAAAGGACAUUGGAAGAAUCCAACUCGGGGCCGGUGGUGAAGAAACCGAGGCGCGUCCUGACCCGAAAUGUUGGCGGGCAGCCCGAAAGCCUCUCUUCCACCCCACAGCAUAAAAUCACCAACAGGCUGGCCAUCCGCCGAAGUGUACGAGGACAGAAAAAAUUGGGGGGGAUAGAUAACCCUUUAUUCCACCAAACUAGGAAAGCUUUGUGUGUUUGCUGAAUCUUCUCCGUCUCGUCCAGAAAUCCAAUCCAACCUGGAGAUUUGCAGGGAAUUUGAAGCUGCAGUUUCAUUCUCUGCUCCCUUUUAUUGAGAGAGAGAGAGAGAGAGAGAGAGAGAGAGAGAGAGAGAGAGAAAAUCAUCAUUAUUUUUUAAUGUCGAAGAAGGCGGGUUAAUUUAAACAGCUUUAUCCCAACCUUCUGACUCCCCUCCCCUCCCCCCAAUUGUCAUAUAACUGUGAAUUUUGUAGGCAUCCUUAGAAGGAUAGAGAGGUUGGUGUAAAAAAAUAUAUAUAUACACGUAAAUUUAUAUUCCUUCAUACAACUCAUAGUUUCCUUCCCUGGGUACACUUGCAUUGAUUGUUAC
Thamnophis sirtalis is the source of this 1179-nucleotide messenger RNA. The record is from RefSeq and is a predicted model, not a curated record. Lineage: Eukaryota; Metazoa; Chordata; Lepidosauria; Squamata; Natricidae.